AUGGCCGCUACUCUGGUAGCCCUUCCUACGGUGCAGCGCCUGAGCCCACGCUGCAUCCGGAUCCUAGGCGGCAACCCAGGCAAAUUUGCGCUGCAGGGCACUAACACCUACUUGCUUGGUACUGGCCACUCUCGUAUUUUAAUUGAUACAGGAGAAGGACGUCCAGUUUGGAUACAAACACUCAAGGAGACGCUUGAUCAAGAAAAUGCGACGGUGAAGUUGGCCGUAUUAUCACAUUGGCAUCAUGACCACACCGGCGGCAUCACAGAUCUUGUCAAGGCUUUCCCCCAAGUACAGGUUUUCAAAAACAGCCCCGAUGAUGGACAGUUACCGAUUCAGAGUGGCGAUAGUUUCCAAGUCGAAGACGCGACUUUAACGGCCUGGCACACUCCCGGUCACGCAAAAGACCACAUGGUGUUCGUGCUUACCGAAGAAGAUGCAAUGUUUGCUGGUGACAAUGUGCUUGGACAGGGCACUGCUGUGUUUGAGGAUCUGUCUACGUAUCUCCAGAGCCUGAGAAAAAUGAAGACGCUCUUUUCCGGGCAAAUUUAUCCGGGGCAUGGGCCUGUGGUUGAGGAUGGACCGGGAAAGAUUAGCGAAUAUAUCGAGCACCGCCACCAGCGAGAGGAAGAGGUUUUGCAAGCAAUGAGAGCCAGCAACUCGGACAAUAGCAGAAGUUGGACGGCAAUGGACAUAGUUAAAACGGUUUAUAAGGAUGUGCGUGAGGAUUUACACAUGGCAGCUUGCGGUGGGGUUUUACAGAUGCUUGCCAAAUUGGAGCAGGAGAGUAAGGUUAAACAAGCCAAAGACGGCUGGCAGCUGCAGGAUGCUAAGAGUGUAAUAUAA
Trichoderma aggressivum f. europaeum is the source of this 846-nucleotide messenger RNA. RefSeq lists its product as uncharacterized. Bases 1 to 846 code for a protein of 281 amino acids. The transcript has a single exon. The record is from RefSeq and is a predicted model, not a curated record. Gene Ontology annotation, biological process: secondary metabolite biosynthetic process. Lineage: Eukaryota; Fungi; Ascomycota; Sordariomycetes; Hypocreales; Hypocreaceae.